This is a messenger RNA of Trichoderma citrinoviride, 1683 nucleotides long. Its product is annotated as Di-copper centre-containing protein. The annotation marks the transcript as partial. The record is from RefSeq and is a predicted model, not a curated record. The transcript is spliced from 3 exons. Lineage: Eukaryota; Fungi; Ascomycota; Sordariomycetes; Hypocreales; Hypocreaceae. Gene Ontology annotation, molecular function: oxidoreductase activity.
CCAUUGGAAAUCACCACAAUGACGCAUGUUCGAAAAGACAUCCGCCAUCUCAGCGAGGCCGAGGAGGAGAAGUUACUCUUGGCCUUUGCAGCUAUCCAGAAGCUUCCUCACAAUCACCCUGAUUCAUUUUACAACAUCGCCGGUACACACGGCCAGCCUUUCCGAGGCGCAGGAUAUGCAAACAAAGACUACUGGGGUGGAUUUUGCCAACACGGCAACGUUCUAUUCCCCACGUGGCAUCGAGCCUAUCUCUUGCGCCUAGAGGAAGCUCUUCGAAAUGUGCCCGGAUGCAGCGAUGUUGCCCUUCCAUACUGGAACGAAUUGGAAGAAGAUGACGAUGGAAAGUGUAUCCCAAGAAUUUUCACUGACAAGACGCGCAAGGUUAAGGGCGUUGAUGUCCCAAAUCCCUUGUUCUCUUAUACCAUGCAACAGGGCUUCUUUGAUAAUCUCGCGAGAGAUGUUCCUGUUCACGGCAAACCCAAUCAGGUCUACAGGCUCGACUACAGCAAACCAUCGGGAUACCAAACCGUACGAUACCCAUACUCCGGUCUUGUCGGGCCUAGCGAGAAAGAGAGCACAGAUAAGCAUAAUGCGACAAUAAACAAGAUGCCCGAGGCAGAGAUCACUCAAUUGCUUGAGGACAAUGUCAAAAGCUGGCUUGAACCUGGAGACAAGGGUGUCCAUGUCAACCCACCGCCGGGCGAGCAGUAUCUACGCUCUUUAUUAGCUCCCAAUUAUACCGUCUUUUCCAAUACUACAUCGGCCGCGAAGUGGAAUGACGACAACUUCGGUCGCCCGAGCUCUGACAAGGAAGCACCGAAGGACCUCGUUAUUCCGCUCGAGAAGCCACACAAUGCCAUUCAUCUGGCGGUUGGGGGGUAUGAUCUUCCCGACAGAACCGCCGGCAAGCCCAAAGUACAAGGCGCCAACGGCGACAUGGGGGAGAACGAUACCGCUGCUUUUGACCCAAUCUUUUACUUCCACCACUGCUUCAUCGAUUUGGUCUUUUGGAGCUGGCAGCACAGACACCACUCAACAGAGAGCUUGGACAUUAUCGACUAUUAUCCCGGGACUAACUCCGUGGACGAGCAGGGACCAACGCCCGGGGUUUAUGCUGGCGCAUGGCUAACGGCAGACAGCCAUAUCGACCCGUUCAAGGAUCGCAACGGCAAGCCAUACACUACAAAGACUCUUGCCAAUAUCAUCGAUCUUGGUUAUAGCUAUGAUACGAUCAUCAAACCACACGAGGUUCGGCCGUGGGCCAUUUCAAGCCAACUUCCAACUCGGGAAGGCAAUCUCCCAAUCAAGCCAACCAAAACAACUAUCCUACGUAUCUCUGGUGUCAAUCGAAACUCCAUUGCAGGAUCUUUCGUCAUAUCCCUCUGGGGUCGUCCCAAGAAAGCUGAAUCCGAACCAUGGCUGCUCUUCGGUGUCGAGCCCGUGUUUAGCAGAUGGCACGUUUCCGGCUGCGCAAAUUGCCAGAACUCUCUCGGUGUCAAGGCUCACUUUCCUGUGAGCAGUCUACCGGUUGAGGUAGCCGAUGAGCUGGUCUACACAGCUUACGCGAAGAAUGUAGAUCCCAACGAGGAGGAAAGGAAAUCAAGGCCGGUGCAUGGAGCACUACCCGCUCUGCCUGCGCCUCAUUCGGGUAUCCGGGUAGAUGUGGGACAGUAUCUAUAUUAG